AAGUGGAAAAUAAUAGGUGGAGAGAAUCUUGUCUUGUCGUCAAAACUAGUCGGUAACAGACAUGGAUCUACGAACCAUUCCACACCUUCUCUCUGCUCUUUCUCCUUAGCUUCUUCGCUUUCAUUGCUCAAAAAGACACGACACAGAGGAGGUCACUUCCUCUGUUCCAUGCUCUGUCACCACUGUUUCUCCAAACAAACAUACACAAAAUGAGAACCGAUUAUUUGAAGCAGAACUUCCCCUUCACCCACAGAAACAUCUUCCUCAAGUUGCUUCUCACCCUCUUCUUCGUAGGCCUCGCUUUCCGUAUUCUCUUCUUUCACUCCCUGCCCUCGCAGAUUUCCCCUGUUCUCGAAUCCCCGUUUCCUCAAAAAGCCACCUUAUCAGAGCCCCACAAUUCUCCUCACUCUGCAGCUCUUUCACAACCACUUUCCGAACCUCCACCUGUUCUCGAACGUCUUCCCGAACCUCCACCUCUUCUGGGUCGUCUUCCCGAACCCCCACCUCUUCUGGAAUUCGUUUCUGAAACUGAAGAUCAGCUCCCUCCCACAGAAUCAGAACAAUGUGAUUACUUUAACGGGGAUUGGGUUCCGAACACGUCUGGUCCAACUUACACCAACGAAAGCUGCGACCUUAUUGAAACUCAUCAAAAUUGCUUGAAGAAUGGAAGGCCUGACAGAGAGUUUCUGUAUUGGAGGUGGGCUCCUAGACAGUGUGAUUUGCCUCAGUUUGAUCCAAAGAGGUUUCUCAACAUGAUGCGGAACAAAGCCUGGGCAUUCAUUGGUGAUUCCAUUUCCCGCAACCAUGUUCAAUCCCUGCUUUGCAUUCUCUCCCAGGUGGAAAAACCUGUGUUAGUCUACCAUGAUGAGGAGUACAAGAGCAAAAGCUGGAACUUCCCCUCAUACAACUUCCGUAUAUCAGUGAUUUGGUCUCCAUUCCUUGUGGAAGCUGCUAUAUUUGAAGACAUAAAUGGAGUUUCGAGUUCUGAAGUGGAGCUACAUCUUGACAAACUGGACAGUAAAUGGACGGAUCAAUACCUGGACUUUGAUUACAUCAUUAUUUCAACCGGGAAAUGGUUUCUGAAAUCUGCAAUCUACUAUGAGAAUGACACCAUAUUGGGUUGCCACUCCUGUCCUAAGAGGAACCUGACAGAGCUGGGAUUUAACUUCGCAUACCGCAAAGCCUUAAAAUUUGUGAUGAACUUCGUAGUAUCUUCAAAUCACAAAGGGAUGGUCUUUUUCAGGACAUUCACAGCUGAUCAUUUUGAAAAUGGGGAGUGGUUCAGUGGGGGAACUUGCAAUAGAACAGCACCAAUUAAAGAAGGUGAGAUGGAAAGGAAAUAUUUGAACCAGAUGCUCCGUGACAUAGAGUUAGAUGAGGUUGGAAAAGCAGCUUCUGAAGCUUCAAAAAAUGGUGUGAAUUUUAAGCUUGUGGAUUUCUCUGCACUAUCACAACUGAGACCUGAUGGACAUCCUGGUCCAUACAGGCAAUUUCAACCAUUUGCAAAGGACAAAAAGGCUAAAGUUCAGAAUGAUUGUUUUCAUUGGUGCUUACCUGGGCCAAUAGACACUUGGAAUGAUAUAAUAAUGGAGAUGAUUGUGAAGGGGUGAGAAAAAUAAAACCAGUUAAAGGCCACCAUACGUUUGUGAAUAUUGAGUGAAUUGUUACUCUCUCUAUACUGUGAUUCUUGAUAUUCAUAUUCAUACAGAAGGAUGAUGGAGGUUGGAGAUAAAUAUAUUGAAUGUAGCAAAAGGGACUCUAAAUAUUAGCUUACAGUUAAUUUUGAUAUGGAA
Messenger RNA from Vigna umbellata (rice bean), 1793 nucleotides. Its product is annotated as protein trichome birefringence-like 23. The record is from RefSeq and is a predicted model, not a curated record. Gene Ontology annotation, cellular component: Golgi apparatus. Gene Ontology annotation, molecular function: O-acetyltransferase activity. NCBI's taxonomy places the organism in Eukaryota, Viridiplantae, Streptophyta, Magnoliopsida, Fabales, Fabaceae.